GUUAUUGUUUAGGUAUAAUUAUCAUGAUUUAUAAAACUGAUGGAUGAAACCAUCAAAAUUACUUUUAGGCAUAAAUUUUCUAUGAAAUAUAUACUGUCGUAGAUCAGAGCUAAUAUUGAUUUCUUAUUAUUAAGACCAUAUUUAUACUACAAGCCAACCAUAUAAUAUUAUUAUUGUGCCGACUUUAGCCUGUUGCUAUGAAUUUGAUUUUUUUAAUUUGCUAAUAAUUUCUUGUGCUUAACGAUUUGCCGGUUGCUACUUAAAUUUGGAAGCAUUCCAUUCCCAUUACAGAGAUUAACUAUAUAUAAAGGAGCAUAAUUUCUUCCCUUAAACACAACCAAAUACACUUGGCUUUAGAGAUUAAUAAAUUACUAAAUACAAUUAAUAGCUAAUUAAUUAAUCUCUAAUGGCCUCUAAUCAAUUUAUUGCCUUUGUAAUUGCAGCAAUUAUUUUUCCUACCGUAGCCAUGGCUACUGACUAUGUUGUUGGGGAUGAUGCAGGCUGGAAAGUUGGUGUUAACUAUACUCAGUGGGCUAUGGGCAAAACUUUUCAUAUUGGUGACACAUUAAUGUUUAAUUACGGAGCACCACAUAAUGUGAUGAAAGUGAAUGGAGCUGCCUUCAAGGACUGCAACAAUGCAACAGGAACUCUUUUAGACAAUCCCAAUGGCAUGGUCACACUUAGCCAAGCAGGCAAAAAAUGGUACAUUUGUGGUUUUGGUUCUCACUGUAGUACAGGCGGCAUGAAGCUCGUCAUUAAUGUCGAAUCCGACGGUCCGGCACCGGCUCCCAGUCACUCCGACAAAAUCCUCUCAUCGUGGUACCAUAUUUUGGUUGCAGUCGCAGUGGUGAUGGCAAUGAUCGCAAUGUGAACCUGAGCAAGAAAUACAUCACAAUCAAUAUAAUUUAAAAGUAAAAUAUGAGGGUGGAAAAUAAAGUUAAUUUGGUAUCGUAACAUGUUUUUUCAUUAUUAAUUUAUCUAAUAAUAUUGUCAGGAAAGCUUAUCCUUAAUAAGUUUUGUGUCUGAGUUAUAAUCUUGUAAUGUUGACAUUUUGUUAUAGAAAAUUUAUUCAUAAGUAUAUCGAAGAAGUUUAAUUUCACUA
Messenger RNA from Mercurialis annua (annual mercury), 1102 nucleotides. RefSeq names its product blue copper protein 1b-like. Gene Ontology annotation, cellular component: plasma membrane. Bases 407 to 871 code for a protein of 154 amino acids. The record is from RefSeq and is a predicted model, not a curated record. Gene Ontology annotation, molecular function: electron transfer activity. NCBI's taxonomy places the organism in Eukaryota, Viridiplantae, Streptophyta, Magnoliopsida, Malpighiales, Euphorbiaceae. The transcript is spliced from 2 exons.